AUGAUUGCUGAGAGAGAAAGCAUUUAUCGGUUGCUGGCGCAGGUAACGAAAGAUAAUAUGAACAAGGUGACAAGUAAGUACACUAUCGAUCCAAAAACACGAUAUGUAUCAUUAGAGACAACACUCCAACCUGAAGACGUCGUCCAAAUCGUAAGCUCUGACAACCCCAGAGUGGGUAGGUUUCUUCAGUAG
Messenger RNA from Angiostrongylus costaricensis, 192 nucleotides. The record is from the annotation of a GenBank genome assembly. Lineage: Eukaryota; Metazoa; Nematoda; Chromadorea; Rhabditida; Metastrongylidae.